UACAUUCAUUUCCAAUGGAACGCUGCGUUUGCCUCGCGCUCUGUGUUCUGUGUUGUGCAUACGUUGGAUUUAUCCAACGUAUGCAUCAACUUGUAUGCAUAGACUUGACAGAAAUAGUAGCAAAAGGGGAAUGUUGAACUUUUAUUGCACACAUAUAGAGUAACAAUUUUGGAUUACAUAAUGGGAAAAGUUUGACUACAGAAUAUAUUACACAGCAUUGAUGUAAAUCGCUGUCGGUCUGAUUGAGGCGUUACGCUAGAAGCACGGGAGAUAAUGUCUAAAUGCUUUUUAUAGUGGAAAUCAAGUUAAUGAAUGGCCUGUCUGGGCUGAUGGUACAGUGGAUGCGCAGUGAUUUCUCUGAUGGAACAGAAAGCAAGAUGCCAAUUUUUGUAUUAUAGGCUUACCCGUGCUAAACUGAUCAUUUAGUAUGGCUUAGACCGCGUCUCAACCAAUCACAAAGCUUGUUUUGACCAACCUGUUGCUCAGAAUUGUAACUUUAGAUUUAUUUUGUUUAAAUAAUCAAAUUCAAUAUUAUUUCAUUUUUGUGGUGUAUUUGGAUGACAGAAUCAUCACUUCGGCCCUAACUGUCAGCUGAUGACUACCACACAUUGAUAGUGAACAGUAGCCUACUCCUAUGAAGAUGACAUUAACAGUGUAGAGGAAAUAACUGUGUCCUUACAUGACUUCUACAGGUUCUUCCUGUUCUUUUCUGACAUUUCUUAAGGGGAAGUCCCUUGCUUUUUCUAUUUAGUGUAUUGCAUGAUGGUUGUGCAAAUAUUGUUUACUUUCCUCAUAUGAGAUAAGGACAAAACCUGUCUGGGGCUCCUAGGAUCCGGUUUCGCAGACACACAUUAAGCAUAGUCCGAGACUACAUUUAUUUUUAGACCAGGACUAGGCUUAAUCUGUGUCCAAGAAGAGGGCCCCUAGUGACUGUCUUUUAGAAGGUGGUGCGUUGACCUGAAGUAAUCUGUAAAAGAAAAAAGUAGAUGGAGACAACACAUUCAACAGGGCCAAGCUGAUGAACAUUGGCUAUGCUGAGGCCCUGAAAGAGUAUGACUACGACUGCUUUGUGUUCAGUGACGUGGACAUCAUCCCCAUGGAUGACCACAACACCUACAAAUGCUUCAGCCAGCCCAGACACCUGUCUGUCUCCAUGGACAAGUUUGGCUUCAAGUUGCCCUAUAACCAGUACUUUGGUGGUGUCUCAGCGUUAAGUAAGGAGCAGUUCCUUAAAAUCAACGGCUUUCCCAACAACUACUGGGGCUGGGGUGGUGAAGAUGAUGACAUUUUCAACAGGGUGAGCUCCAGAGGAAUGUCCAUCUCUCGUCCAGAUGGCGAGGUCGGGAAAUGCCGGAUGAUCCGUCACGAGAGAGACAAACUGAACAACCCAAAUCCUCAGAGGUUUGACAGAAUACAACGCACGAGACUGACGAUAAAUACCGAUGGGAUCAGCUCUCUCAAGUACGAAGUCGUCAAAGUGGAAAAGGAUGCUCUGUUCACGAAAAUCACUGUAGAUGUGGGGAAAACUUAGUGAAAGUUGAUGAAUGUUAGUAGUUGUUUUGCACAUCACUUAUCACAAGGUGGUGGGCAGAGAAAGCACAGCGGAACCAUGGAAUGCAGUACCGAGAAUGCUCUGAAUUCUCCGGAACACGUGUAUUUAUUGUGGAAACCAAUGGAUAGCACUUGGAUAAAUAAGAUGGCACAACAAGACCUCAUAAAUAUCAGAGUGGAUCAAAAUGUUUGAUCAACAUGUUUGACUUUUAAUGGCAGUACAAAAGGGAAGGCGUGUGGGACGAGGAAGUUAUUUUGUAUAUCAUUUGUAAUGAGUUGUCUUUGUGUAAUUCUGUAAGGGAGAACUACUUGGUUUAAAUGUGUAUAUAAGUUCUAUGACUAUGCAUAUAGUUAAUGCGUAUUUUAUAUAUGGUUUCUUCUUCCAUUUUCGGCUAAGAUAUUUGAGAUGAUUAUGGUUUAAUAUAUUUUUUGUGGAAAUGUUUCCCAUGUUUGAAACUGUGUGAAAGGUCUUAAUCACAAUCUAAAAGCAACUAUUGGUUUGGUUACUUAUAUAUGUUUCUAAAAACACCAGUUGAUAACA
Salmo salar (Atlantic salmon) is the source of this 2092-nucleotide messenger RNA. RefSeq names its product beta-1,4-galactosyltransferase 1. Gene Ontology annotation, molecular function: beta-N-acetylglucosaminylglycopeptide beta-1,4-galactosyltransferase activity; cytoskeletal protein binding. Lineage: Eukaryota; Metazoa; Chordata; Actinopteri; Salmoniformes; Salmonidae. Gene Ontology annotation, cellular component: Golgi apparatus. The record is from RefSeq and is a predicted model, not a curated record. Gene Ontology annotation, biological process: protein N-linked glycosylation; carbohydrate metabolic process.